AUGGCCGGUUCCACAAGCCUUGCUGACUUUAAGCAGCUUGCGCUGCUUGGUGAAGGAGCUUAUUCCGCCGUUUACAAGGUUCUCCGGUUGGCGGACAACGAGAUCUAUGCCUUGAAGAAGGUCAAGCUCCCGUCUCUAUCCGACAAGGAGAAACAGAAUGCCUUGAAUGAGGUCCGGUUGCUUGCAUCUGUCAAGCACCCAAACGUCGUCGCUUACAAGGAGGCGUUUUGGGACGACAAGACCCGGUGUCUGUGCAUCGUGCAGGAGUGUGCAGAUGGCGACCUCCUUCAGCAGAUCAAUAAAUGCAAACAGGAACGCGCCUACCUGCGCGAGGCCGACGUGUGGCGAUACCUCGACGGGAUGUGCCAAGGCCUCAAGGCCUUGCACGACAUCCGGGUGUUACAUCGCGACAUGAAGUCCGCGAAUGUCUUCCUGAGUCACACGAAGGAUGGGACCGUUGCAAAGCUUGGAGACUUCAACGUCUCGAAGGUUGCGAAGCGCGGUCUUUGCAUGACUCAAACGGGCACGCCUUACUACGCAUCUCCCGAAGUUUGGCGAGACAUGCCCUAUGACGCGAAAAGUGACAUGUGGUCUUUGGGCUGUAUCCUGUACGAGAUGGUGGCGUUGCGACCUCCUUUCCGUGCAGAGGAUAUGGAGGGGCUGUAUCGUAAAGUUGUGCGUGGGCAGUACCCACGAAUACCUGCACAUUACAGCCAGGACCUUGCGGAUGUGAUCGCAGCUCUUCUUCAGGUCCAUCCUCGGAAUCGCCCAGCUGUGGACCAGUUAUACCAAAUGCCUCAAAUGGCUCGUCAUUGCAAUGGACUCCCUCACGAGGAGAAGUUCACAUCUGACCUGUUGUCCACCAUCAAGCUUCCGAAGAACGCCAUAGAUCUCGGCGGAUGCCUUCCCAAGCCACGCUACCAGAUGGAUUUGCGCGAGGCGCUUCUUCCUGAAGAGUCUGACCGUUUUGACACGGACAGUCCUGCAGAACGCCAAGCAGGGCGCAGCCGGUUGGGAUCUGCGCAAGCUCAAGGCCUUCCUCCGAUACCUCCUGCGCGGGGCACCCGGAACCUUGGAAGCGCGGGGGGCGCAUCUGUGGCUCGUGAGGAAGCUGGAGAUAGCCUUGACAUCUAUAUGCAGCGUGCUGAAGGGAGGGACGAGACAAGCACCAGCCGUGCAGUGCCUCGGCGGGACAUGACCGGAUCUCGUCCCGAAAGCGAUGCGAGCAGCGUUGCUCCCUAUCAGGUUGGCAAUGUCGGACGCCAGCCCAGGCUACCAGCUGUCGGAGAAUCUCGAGGAGUCACCUUGAACCCUCAUUACAACGUGGGGCAGAAGCAGCUACCCAAGUUUCUUGGAAACGGAUUCCAAGCAGCGGCAAAGCUUUGCGAAG
Molecule: messenger RNA, 1390 nt
Organism: Symbiodinium necroappetens
Lineage: Eukaryota; Dinophyceae; Suessiales; Symbiodiniaceae
Source: the annotation of a GenBank genome assembly